This is a messenger RNA of Chara braunii, 2722 nucleotides long. Lineage: Eukaryota; Viridiplantae; Streptophyta; Charophyceae; Charales; Characeae. The record is from the annotation of a GenBank genome assembly.
GUACUCGCCCACUCGGUUGUCCGGAUGAACCCCUCUGAAGACCCCUCCCACCCUUCCUCUUCUCUCUGUCGUUCCGUGUCAAAAAGCAGCAACCUGCGGUUGCCCUUCUUCUGCACUUGUCGUCUGCUGCUCGUCGGGGUAUCUCGGAGAUCGCCAUCGCCAUCGCCAUCGCCAUCGCCGUAGCUGUCGGCGGCAGGCUCGCCAUCGUCGGAGUUGUCAUCGUUGCCACCGCCUUCUUCUUCUUCGGCGUCGUCGUCGUAUUCGUGGCAGAUCUCGUUGUGGCACGAAAAAGGCGGUGUCCAUCGCAUUCCGAUCCCGAUCCCGGUGAAAGGCAAGGUUGUUGACGGUGGCGACGAAGACGAAUGGGGAUGGACGAUCAACCCAUAGCUGUCAUGCCCCCCUCCCCCUCCUCUCCUGUUGUCGGUUGGGAUCUCGAUGGGGCGAGCUUUAUCUCUCUUCUUGGCCGCUUGAUUGGUGAGGCCCGACAUCUUCAGAACAACCCUCCCGAGAAUAUCCCCAAGGAAGACAGGGUGGUUCGGCACGUGCUGGACGUGUUGUCGCCGUUGAGCGAGGAGAAUGGAGGGCCGCUGAGCGUGUGCCACGUGACGUACGUCGAGGGGCGCGGCAAUCUCAUCAUCGAGUACCCCGGUACCGAUCCCGAGCGCAUCGUGUCGUUCGUGGGCUGCCACAUGGACGUCGUGACAGCCAAUCCAGACCAGUGGGACUUUGAUCCAUUCUCUCUCUCGCAGGAGGUGGUAGAGGGAGGAGAGGGAGAGGAGAGUGAUGUGAAACUUCGUGGAAGGGGCACCACUGAUUGCCUGGGACACGUGGCACUCUUUACGGAGCUGUUCCGCUUCUUGGGGGAACACAAGCCGGCGCUGAAGACGACAGUUAUGGGGGUGUUCAUUGCCAACGAGGAGAAUUUUUCCAUCCUUGGGGUAGGGGUUGAUCAGCUGGCGAAAGAGGGGCAGUUAGAGAAGGUGAAAAGGGGUCCUGUUUAUUGGGUGGAUGCGGCCGACAAACAGCCCCUAAUUGGAACCGGAGGAAUGAUUGCCUGGAAGCUGAGGGGGAUAGGCAAGCUCUUUCACAGUGGAUUACCCCACAAGGCCAUCAACCCCAUGGAAAUGACGAUGGAGGCACUUAACGUUAUUCAAUCGAGAUUUUAUAAGGAUUUUGGACCCCAUCCUAAGGAAAAAGACUACGGGUUCGCCACCCCCUCGACCAUGAAACCCACCCAGUGGAGUUUCCCGGGAAGCAGCGUCAACCAGAUCCCGUCGGACUGUUCGAUCAGCGGGGAUUGCAGAAUCACGCCGUUCUACGACAUCAAGAAAGUUAUGGCCAAGAUAAGGGAGUACGUGGACGAUAUAAACGCGGACAUAGAGGGGCUGCCAUCUCGAGGACCUGCGUCAAAGUACACACUGCCCGCAGAGGAACUGAGGGGCAAAUUGGAGGUGUCGUUCGAAGAGUCCGCUGUGUCAGGAAUUGCUUGCAAUCUGUCGUCGGAGGGGUACAAAGCGCUCUGCACGGCCUCCAAAGAGGUGUUGGGAUCCCUGCAGCCAUUCUCCAUCACGGGCUCGCUGCCGCUUGUGCGUGAUCUGCAGGAGAGCGGGUUCGAUAUCCAGAUCAUGGGGUACGGAGUGCUGUCCACGUACCACGCGAGGAACGAGUACUGCCUUCUCAACGGCAUGAAACAGGGUUUCAAAAUUGCCGUGCGCAUCAUUGACAUCUUCGAGUCCAAGCCAUGAGCGCCAGGAGUGGGAAGGAGGCUGCGGACGGCUCUGUCUCUCUCGCUCUGCCCGUAUGUGUGUGUGUGUGUUGGUUGUGUAAGGGUCUGUGUGUGUGUGUGUGUGUGUGUGUGUGUGUGAGAGAGAGAGAGAGAGAGAGAGAGAGAGAGAGAGAGAGAGAGAGAGAGAGAGAGAGANGAGAGAGAGAGAGAGAGAGAGAGAGAGAGAGAGAGAGAGAGAGAGAGAGAGAGAGAGAGAGAGAGGAAGUAAGGGAGGCUGUGUUUUUUUCUUUUCUUCUGUGUUUCCUGAGAGGACUUAGGUUCAAUCUGUGGCGUUGGGCUCCUGGAGAUGGUUGUUUUGGGAAGUGGUGAAAAUUGUGAAAACCGACGAAUUCAAAUGUUGGUGAAAUUUCAUGAAAGUGCACUUUUGGCUUGCUGUUUUAUAUGGUUUUUUUUUUUUUGUUUGUUUUUUUUUUUUACAAUAUGUUAGUUAGAAGUGCACUCUACAGAUUGGUGUAAAGUAUGGUUAAAAUGACCCUUUGGUUUUCUUAUAAAUGACCGUGAAAAUUGGGGGGUCGGUUAACCUUCUCUCGCCGAAAUGGGCCCAGCGUGCCAUCAGAAAAAGACCAUGUCCGUUGUAUUAACUUGUAUCCAGCCGCUGCCCUCACUGCGUCCUCCUCCUCGCUUAGCAUAGAGACCGUCCCCACACAGCGCUGAUUGUUGCUGGAAAAAAAAAAAAAAAAAAAAAAAGGGAAGGGAGAGGGGAGGAGGACAAGUGAAGGGAAGGGAGAGAGGAAAGGGAAGGGAGGAAGAAGAAAAGGUGAUUUCUGCUAAAGGAGAAAGGUUAAAUAUCUGAGACCGUACUCACGCUAGCCCACUUUCCGGGAUGGAUCUGGCUCCAAUCACAACUGCCAACAGUUGUAUCUGCCAGCAAUUACGGUCAGAGCUGAGUCAAAAAAGUCCUAGUGUGAAUCUGCCCUGAGCCGAGAUUUCCACGUU